GAGUACGAGGCGGAGCUUGAGGAAAUAGUCGAAUUCUGCCCUCUUCAGUGCAGUGAGGCUAGUCAAGCUUCAAUAAUUGAACAGAUUCCGCACAGCGAUGGUUGUGUAGUGGGAAGUACCGUGAGUGUGAUCCAGCGACGGAACGACUGGUUCCUUUGGAGAGGUGAAGAUUGCCAGCCAGAGCCGACUGUCUUCAAAAUUGGAUGCACUUUUCCGAAAAAAUUCCCGAAAAAGGAAGAAAAACUACCAAUGGCGAAAUUGCCGAAAUCUCGGGAACGUAAAAUCGAGCAGGAGGGUGAACUGAAACUAGUACCCGCAACGGAUAUGAGGGUAGAAAACUCCGUCGAAGCAGAGAAAACCGAAACGAUAACGGUAGCAAAACCACAAGAUGUGAAAAAUGAUGAUGAUAAUUUACCGAACGAGGUGGAUUUAUUGCUGAAAGCUAUGUUUCCCGGAUACAGAAACUGA
Messenger RNA from Cylicostephanus goldi, 468 nucleotides. Lineage: Eukaryota; Metazoa; Nematoda; Chromadorea; Rhabditida; Strongylidae. The record is from the annotation of a GenBank genome assembly.